Molecule: messenger RNA, 1951 nt
Organism: Odontomachus brunneus
Lineage: Eukaryota; Metazoa; Arthropoda; Insecta; Hymenoptera; Formicidae
Exons: 6
Coding region: 846-1832 (328 amino acids)
Source: RefSeq, a predicted model, not a curated record
CUGAUUUGUGUAAGACAUUUUUAGGUUAUGCCGAGCAAUUAUUUAACCAUUAUGUGAAAACAUUUAAAAUUCUGUACGGAGAACAUCAUGUAUCUCAUAAUGUAUAUGGGAUAAUUCAUUUAUGUGAAGAUGUUCGAAUACAUGGUAUUUUAGAUUUAUUUAAUGCUUUUAAAUAUGAGAAUUUUUUACAAGAAAUAAAAAAAGUUAUUCGUAAAAGUGAUAAACCACUACAGCAAUUGCACAGAAAAUUUAGAGAAAAAAAUGCUAUUACAUGUACUGUUAAGAGCAAAGAAAACGAAAAUAAAAUGGGAGCACUAAAGGAACACAAUAAUGGUCCUAUUACUUAUGAUUGCACAAGUCCUGAGUAUAAAAUGUUAAUUUUUUCAUGUUUUGUUAUAAAAGUUAAUGAUAACGUAAAUAAUUGUUGUCUUAUGAGGGAUGGAAAUAUAAUAAAAAUUGAAAACAUUGCUAAAUAUAAAAACAGGAAAUGCUUGGUUGCUAUUAGUAGAAAAUAUUUAAUUAAAGAAGAUUUAUUUCAUAUUCCAUGUCCAUCAUCGUUACUUGAUAUUUAUGUAGUUAGUCGUAUGUCUCAAUUAUGUAUUUGGUCUAUAUCGGAUAUUUUAAAGAAAAUGUUAAUAAUGCCACAUAUGAACAAUACAUUUGUAGUUAUACCAUUACUGCAUAUUGACUAAAAAGUAUAUAUUAUAAGUAUAAUAAAUGUAUAGCGUGUUACUAUAUAUUAUAUAUAAGUAUAUAAUAUAUAUUGAAUUACAAGUAUAAAUUAUCAAUAUCAUUAAUUUAUUAAAUAUAGUAUAUAUAAAAUAAGAACUUCAAUAACAAUCAUUAUGAGCAAGAAGUAUCAUAUUGUCGAAUUUGAUGAUGGCCUUCAAAUCAUACCAGAUAAUUGGUUUACUAGUGGAGAAAAGACUGCGUUAUAUUGGCCAAAUGUUUCCAAUGAAAACGAGUAUAAUAAAGCAGUCGAAAAAAUGAAAGACUUUAAUAGAAAUAAUGUAACAAUAGUUCCUGUUAAAAGAAUAUUUGGAAGUACAAAUACUUUUGGUAAUGCUAAAAAUAAGUUAAAAUUGACAGAAAAGUUGUCAGAUGUAAAUUCUGAUGAAGACAAUAAUGUUGCUAAACGAAAAAGAAGAUUAUAUGCACAGAAAGUUAUUUCUUCAAGUAGUGAAGAGGAACCUACACAGCCUCCGAAGAAUGAAAAAAUAGAUAAAUAUCCUGAUGUACCACAAAAUAUGAAACAUUCAAAAUCAUAUAAUGCUACACUAAAUGAUAUAAAUAAUAGAUCAGAAAAGUUUAAUAAUAAAAUACAAGACAUAUACGAUGAUAAUUAUGAAUCUAUUUCAAAUAUUCAACAAAUAAGUGAUACACGAAUACUUGCUGAGAGAAAUUGCAAUACAGUACAGAAUCGUUAUCAAAAACAAAUUAUUUCACACUCACUUCGUAAUGAAAACAAAAAUACAAAUUCGCAAAAUGCUGAGCAAUUAAUUAAUCAGCCUAUUCCUCGUGAAAAUACUUCUAAUUUCCUACACACUAUUUCCAGCACAAGAGAAUUUGAUGAAUUUAGGCAGCAAGUAUAUAAGAACUUUUCAGUAAUGAAACAAAAGUUGGAUAUUAUUAUACAAAACCAAGUUGAUUCAUUUGAACAACAACGAAAUAUGUAUCGACAGUCUAAUGAACCUGCAGAAGAAACUGAAAACAUUAUGUCGCAAUUUCCAAUUGAGACUGAUGAAAGUUUAAAUCAAUUGGAAGUAGCUCUCAUGGAUAACAAGUAUUGUAAAACAAUGGAAGCUGCACUCUCUACGGUAGCAAAAAUAUGAAAACUCUAAUUUUAAAUCUAAUGAAAAGAAUAUUUACCAUCAAUGUAGCAAACAACUAUAACUGGCACGGAAAGAAAAACAACAAAUGUUUUUCGGAUUUAAAACUUUGUUCUGUUAUU